AUGGAGCAACCGGGAGGUUUAACUCUUCUUGAACUCUUCAAGACGGCUGCGCGAGAGAAUGAUCCCCGUCUCCGCGGGUGGUGGGAUACGAUACUCGAUAUCCAGAACCACAUGAUCAAUACCGAUACAGGGGCCAUACGACCGUUUGGUUUCUUCCAAUGGAGAUAUCCAUUCCAAUACCCCGAUUUCGUGAGAAUGGCCUACAGCCAACUCAGAAGUCACAACGAAUGGGGGACCAUUCGAGCUGCCAUCGAGGCACUUGGCCACACGAAACCCGGGCUUUUGGACCAGCUAAGGUCACCGGUAACUGGACUUGCUGAGCAUGAGCUCAGCACCGACCGCAGAAGAAAGCGGUCAAACCGACCAGACCAAACAUUUGUGGCGACGAUCCAUUCCGACGCGGAACACUGGGCCACAGCAGGCGCAUUGAGAUCGAUCAACAACAACUCGGCCGUGGAUCCCGCCACGACCAGGGAUUUACCGAGGACUUUCGCGGCGAAGAAGAACUGUGUUCACACUAUUGUUAACGUACUGACUGAUAUGGCGCACAAGUUGGGCGGAGAUAACAAAGAAACCCGACUGAUCAAUUUUACUUCGCCCAAGGUUCUGGAAAGCCUUGGAUGGGAUAUGGUGGACUAUUUGAUCUCAGCACAGAUGGGUGAGCCCAAUGUGUAUCCAUGGGCUACUGCGUUCUUCCAUGAGGAUUAUCCGACAUUCGAGGCACGAUUCAAUGAGUUUUUAGCAUUGGUUAUGACCUCCAAGGCGGCCGCCGCGAACAUGUUUUGGUGCUCCUACAUGGAGCGGUUUGCCAAUAAUCCAGCCGGCGAAAUAAGGCGUAAAACUGGCAAUAAGGAGGGCAAUACGAAAAAAGACAACAUGGUCGCCAGACUAAGAGCUCGCGUUGCCGCCAUCGAUGCUCAGGUGGUCCCUCAGCUCAAUCAAGCUCCGGUUGAGGCGGGUGCUCAGGGGCAGUCAGCAACUUCGUCCGGCCGGGCUUACGGCCAUGCUCAAAUGAGCUUCGACGGGCCUGUUACUUUUGGUGCCUCGAGUCCGGCAGAUUUACUUGCGCGGCCUCGCACACCCGCUUCGCGUUCAAGGCAACGCCAAAAUGACGCUCCAUUCAGUCAAUAUGCUGGCCCUCGCACUGGCCCCUACGCGUUGCCCGUGCCAGGAAAUCGUAGUCACAGCGGUUAUUCUACAUCCGGGGGUACCUCGACUGCAAGGCAGUCUGCUGCCCCGAUACAGCCCAGGGUAACCCCGCCAAUAUUCCCUGGAACCACGACUGCUAGGCAGUCUACUGCUCUCGUUGAGCACAGCAUCACCUUACCUGUCGCUUAUGCCAAUGGAAAUACGGGGCAAGGACACGUCGAUUCUGGUGAGUACACCGGAGACGAAGCCUUGGACAAUCAGUAUGCCUUCGAUUGGAACGGUUUUCUUCCGGAGGGGUCCCUCCUUGAAAGGGACGUUACGGCUCCUAUGGGCAAUGCUGCCAAUGAGUUCAAUGGGUUGGGUUGCUACCAGGGCAUGAAUCCGGAAUCUUAUGAAGCGGCAGAAGGGUAUGGAGACGCCAAUGGCAUGUUUAAUGCCAAUGUUGCCAAUACCCAGGCUCAAACCGAAGAACCAGCAGCAAACACUAGUUCCCGAAUCGUUACAAUCGAGCGGGGAGUUGAUGACCUGGGCAACGUUGACACGAAUGAGCCCGCCUGUGGCCCACAGGCCUUUGGGGAGCCGGAGCCCUUUGGUUCGAACCAGGGAUAUGCAGGUAAUGGUAAAUCUUUUGAUGAUACAACAGUCUCGCCCAGCUAUUGCGGUUCAGCAAUUAACAAGAGUCAAAAUGGCGACUAUGUGCAAGGCUCAGCUGCCAACUUCGUAUAUCUCGACGAUGAAGAGGACCUGUUCGCCGACAGUUUCCUCGCCAGUCAGACAGCGGACCGUACUGUGGGCGCUGGCGAGAAGAGGAAGAGGGGAACCGAAGAGGAAGAUGAGGACGAGUUGCCUCGGGCUCGGAGGUCUCGUCAGGUCUAG
This is a messenger RNA of Neurospora hispaniola, 2025 nucleotides long. RefSeq lists its product as uncharacterized. NCBI's taxonomy places the organism in Eukaryota, Fungi, Ascomycota, Sordariomycetes, Sordariales, Sordariaceae. Bases 1 to 2025 code for a protein of 674 amino acids. The transcript has 8 exons. The record is from RefSeq and is a predicted model, not a curated record.